CUCAAGAUGUCUGAAAAAGUACAGCAGCCCGAUAAAAAUGGACCUCUCUUUGUGGACUUGAAUGACAACAGCAAGCCAGCUGAGAUUGAGAGCAUGUGCAUGAGAUGCCACGAGAAUGGUACUACACGUAUGCUUUUCACCAAGAUUCCUCACUUCAAGGAAAUCAUUAUUAUGGCUUUCGAGUGUCCUCACUGUGGAUUCCGUAACAACGAACUCCAGAGCGCUGGAUCGUUCAGUGAAAAGGGCCACACUGUUACUCUCAAAGUUAAUGGCAAGGGAGAUUUGGACCGCCAAUUGGUAAAGUCUGACUAUGCUUCUGUCAAAUUCGAAGAGCUUGAUCUCGAGAUCCCCGCAAAUAACCGCCGCGGACUUUUGACCACCGUUGAAGGAUUGUUGGGUAAUGCCAUUGAUGACUUGGCUCAGGGUCAGGCCGUUCGCAAGCACACCAACGAGGAGCUUUACAACCAGAUUGAAGCUAUUGUUAAAAAGCUUGAAGGCUACAAAGAUGGCCAGGAACCAUUUACACUCAUUAUUGAUGAUCCUUCUGGUAACUCUUACAUCGAGAACAAAUGCUUGCCUGCUCAGGAUCCUCAAUUAAAGGUCAAGACCUACACUCGUUCGGCUGAGCAGACCGAGUUUUUGGGACUCCAGCCUGAACAGCCUACCAACCCUGCUGCUGCUGCCGCUGCUGCUGCCGAAGAAGAGGAUGAAGAGGUUCCCGAGGUUAUGACUUUCCCUUCCAACUGUUCCCACUGCAACAUGCCUAGUGAGACCAACAUGCACAUGAUUGACAUCCCUCACUUUAAGGAAGUUGUUAUUAUGGCCACUAACUGCGAGCACUGUGGAUACAAGAGUAACGAGGUCAAGGCUGGUGGUGCUAUUGCUGCCAAGGGUACCAAGAUUACUCUCAACAUCACCGAGACUGAGGAUCUUUCAAGAGAUAUUCUCAAGUCUGAAACCUGUGGUCUCUCUAUUCCCGAGAUUAACCUCGAAUUGACUCCUGGUACCUUGGGUGGUCGUUUCACUACUGUCGAGGGUUUGUUGAGACAGGUUUACGAGGAACUUCGUGACCGCGCUUCCUUCUUGAGAGGUGACUCUACUACUGGUGAAAGCAAGGAAAGAUGGACCAAAUUCUUGGACAGUCUUCAAGAAGUUGCUGACGGCAAGCGUAUGCCUGUUACAUUGAUUGUCGAUGAUCCUCUUUCCAACUCAUAUCUCCAAAACCUCUAUGCUCCUGACCCGGAUCCGGAGAUGAAGAUUGAGACUUAUGAGCGUGAUUGGGAAGUUAACGAGUCUUUGGGUUUGAACGACAUGAAGACCGAGAACUAUGCAGAAACCACUGCUGAAGAAAAGUAAAGAUAGCGAGCGAUAAGAAUAUCCAAAGAAACACAUACAUACAUAUAUAUAUACAUAAAUACACACACGAGCAAUUACUGUAUCAAUAGAGUUUUUGUAUUUCUUGGUAUUGUAUUAUUAUUAUGAUUAUUAUUAUUUUAAGAAGAAAUAUUUUAACAACCAAUUGGCUAUACCGUCAAUAAUAAUAAUAGUGAUAAAUAAAUAAAUAAAAGAAUCUGUACAAAAUUCAGCAGG
Phycomyces blakesleeanus NRRL 1555(-) is the source of this 1590-nucleotide messenger RNA. RefSeq lists its product as hypothetical. Gene Ontology annotation, cellular component: cytoplasm; nucleus. Bases 7 to 1356 code for a protein of 449 amino acids. NCBI's taxonomy places the organism in Eukaryota, Fungi, Mucoromycota, Mucoromycetes, Mucorales, Phycomycetaceae. Gene Ontology annotation, molecular function: zinc ion binding. The transcript has 6 exons. The record is from RefSeq and is a predicted model, not a curated record.